UUAUUUCUAAUGGAAAAUUAACACUAUUUUUUUUUUUAAUGCAAUUAUAUCAUUCCAAAUUUUCCAACUUAUUGAGGAUGGAGGAAGUGAUGAUAAAGAGAUUGAGGUAACAUUCAAGAAUUAAAAUAAUGGACAAUGACGUUGAUGGACUGCAGGCCUCCAUUGAGACAAGAAAAUGUUGGUGUUUUUUGGGUUCAAGGUGGAUGAGUGUAAACGGUGUGUAUGUCGUUACUAACAGCAGGCGCUAAAGAUCUCUCCUGGGUGCUGAAGUUGUUUCUCUUUGCUGCUGCGCUUGGAGAGAUAGUUAUAUGGUGCUGUUUUUGUGUACGGAAAACACGCAGUAGAUCUGGAGGGAAAAAAAACUUGAGAAAUGGUCAUAAAAACUCUGAAAGUCUGAAGCAAAUUCUGGAGGAAAAUGAUCUUCAUCACUUUUGGACUUGUGUCAAGGAGUUAAUGCUAUAUUUUAGUCUGGCCCCCAAGAUGGUCAUGUAAAAUCCACCGAUCAUAACGGAUACAAAAAGAGGACAAUGCAACAAUUUCCUCUCCAUUUUGGAGGCGCACUGUUGGACUUAUCCAGCUGUCCGUGUUGUAACGUCCUGAGAAGCAAGCACAGCCUUUCAACGCUACCAUUUUUCAACUUAUGGACGAUUCUGGCCGUUUUGACUUUUCCCUGCUGUGUGCAAUGCCUCAUUUUUAAAGUCGGGGUCGUCGGCCCUUGGAAUUGCGACCCUGUCUAUUCCAAAACAUUACCUGCUGUAGCUUCGAAGUUAGCCAUUAGUAGAAUAAACAAGGAUGUCAGUUUGGACCUGGGCUGUACGAUGGACUUUGUGGUUCUCCAAGAACCGUGUGAAACCUCAAAAGCACUGACGACAUUUGUGUAUUAUGAAAAAGAAGCUGAUGCUUUUAUCGGACCUGGAAAUCCAGGAUACUGUAAUGCAGCGACACUCCUGGGAAAGAACUGGGAUAAAGCUAUUUUUUCAUGGGCCUGCAUCAACUAUGAGCUCGAACGAAUUCAGAGCUACCCAACAUUUGCCCGGAUCUUGCCGUCACCUACACGGGUGCUGUACACUGUCUUGAAGUAUUUCAGUUGGGCCAACAUCGGUAUCGUUUCCUCUAAUGAGGACAUAUGGGUUGACGCUGCUACCAAACUGGCUAGCUCUCUCAGGAAUCAGGGACUUCCCAUAGGCAUUGUUGCCUCAAUUGGAAAUAACGACACAGAGAUGGAGAAUACACUGAGAAACAUCCAGAAUGCGGGGGAAAUCAAAGUUAUCAUCAUGUGCAUGCAUUCGGUGCUGAUUGGCGGUGAAAAGCAGCUGAAUUUCCUGCUAAAGGCCUAUGACAUGGGGUUAACAAGUGGCAGCUAUGUCUUUAUACCAUAUGACGCUCUACUCUACAGCCUGCCCUACACCAAUAUCUCCUAUUUUGCAAUUCUGAACAACACCAAGCUACGUACAGCAUAUGACGCUGUGCUCACCAUUACUGUAGCAUCCGAUCUGAUGUCCUUCAACCAGGCCUUUAAUAAAGCCAAAGAACAGCAGGAGUUGACCAUUACCCAGGAUCCUCAGCAGGUUUCUCCCCUUUUUGGUACAAUCUACAAUGGUUUUUACCUCCUUGCCAAAGCCAUGCACAACACCAGGAGAGCCAGCCAGUGGUUCUCAGGAACCAACCUGGCCUUCUACACUCGGAAUCUGACAUUUCCUGGCUUCAAUCAGAACAUCCAGAUUGACUCACAGGGUGAUGGACAGACCAACUAUGUCAUCUUGGACUCAGAUGGCUGGGGGACUGACCUGUACCUUUGCUAUUUGGUGGACCUUGGUUCAAACAUGGUGCGCUAUGCUGGCAGGUCUAUCCACUAUCCUGGGGGUUCUGGUCCUUCUGCAGAUUCCAGCUGCUGGUUCAAUCCUAAAACCAUCUGCACUGGAGGUGUGGAUAUAAUCUAUGUCAUCAUAGUGUUCGCAAUUGUCUUCGUUUUCAUUAUUGGUGCCAUUGGAAUAAGUCUGCUUAUAAGGAGGCGAAUCCAACAACUCCAACUGGUAAAAGGACCCAACAGGAUCUUGCUUACUCUUGAAGAUCUCAGUUUCAUCAAUCCCCAGCUAAGCAAACGGAAAAUCACCCUGGAGGAACUCAGUGACUCCAAAAGCAUUGCUGAUGAGAAGAGCAUGAGGUCGGCUGAACACUCGGUCAACAGUUUGGCAGCAGCCACUCAUGAGACCUCCAACGUGGCCGUCUAUGAGGGUGACUGGGUGUGGCUCAAGAAGUUUGAGAAGGGUCAAUUCAAGGAAGUCAAGCAGAGUACCACCAAAAUAUUUACAAAGAUGAAGGAUCUCAGGAAUGAGAAUGUUAACCCAUUUCUUGGGUUCUUCUGUGACUGUGGCAUGUUUGCUGUGGUCACAGAGCACUGCUCAAGAGGAAGCUUACAGGACCUACUGCGCAAUGAUGACGUUAAACUAGACUGGAUGUUUAAGUCCUCCUUGCUUUUGGACCUCAUCAAGGGAAUGAAAUACCUUCACCAUCGAGAAUUCCCUCAUGGCCGACUAAAGUCACGCAACUGUGUGGUGGAUGGACGAUUUGUGCUCAAAAUUACAGAUUAUGGUUUCAAUGAGCUUCUUGAAUCCCAGAAAUCUCCAAAGGAGGAACAUUCACCAGAAGAUCUCUUCUGGACAGCUCCUGAACUUCUCAGAGACCCUGAGAGCCCACGAAAGGGGACAUUUAAAGGCGAUGUGUACAGCUUUGCCAUCAUACUCCAAGAGGUGGUUGUCCGUGGCGCUCCAUACUGCAUGCUUGGACUACCACCGGAAGAGAUUAUUAGGAAGGUGAAGAAACCUCCCCCCAUGUGCAGGCCUACAGUUGCUCCAGACCAGGCUCCACUAGAGUGCAUCCAGCUGAUGAAACAGUGUUGGAGUGAACAGCCUGACAGGAGACCCACCUUUGACGAAAUAUUUGAUCAGUUCAAGCUUAUAAACAAAGGCAAGAAGACCAACAUCAUAGACUCUAUGUUGCGCAUGCUGGAACAGUACUCCUCAAAUCUUGAAGAUCUAAUUAGGGAGAGGACAGAGGAGUUGGAGAUAGAGAAACAGCGGACAGAGAAACUCCUGACUGAAAUGCUCCCGCCAUCUGUGGCUGAGGCAUUGAAAACAGGUGCCUCUGUGGAGCCGGAGUACUUUGACCAGGUUACCAUCUACUUCAGUGACAUAGUGGGCUUCACAACAAUCUCCUCACUCAGCGAUCCAAUCGAGGUUGUGGAUCUGCUCAAUGACCUCUACACACUAUUUGAUGCAGUGUUGUGUAACCAUGAUGUAUACAAGGUGGAAACCAUUGGAGAUGCCUAUAUGGUGGCCUCAGGACUGCCAAAGAGGAAUGGCAAUAAGCAUGCAGCUGAGAUUGCCAACAUGUCCCUGAACAUCCUGAGCUCUGUGGGAUCUUUUAAAAUGCGUCACAUGCCAGACGUUCCAGUCAGGAUAAGAAUAGGCAUUCACUCAGGGUCAUGUGUUGCUGGAGUAGUGGGUCUAACAAUGCCUAGAUACUGCCUUUUUGGUGAUACCGUCAACACCGCCUCUCGUAUGGAAUCUACGGGACUGCCUUAUAGAAUUCAUGUGAACAUAAGCACUGUGAAGAUUCUCCAAUCAUUGAAUGAGGGCUACCAGAUAGAAGUUAGAGGAAAGACAGAGUUAAAGGGUAAAGGAAUUGAAGAAACAUACUGGCUUGUUGGGAAAACGAACUUUACAAAGCCUUUACCGAAGCCUCCUGAGAUCAAAGCAGGGGAUAACUGGCAGGACAUGGUGACAGAAGAGAUCAAGGCGAUUUUCCGGAAGGCAAACAGACAAGUGGACAAGCCCAAAAUCUGAAAGCAAAGUAGGAAGACACAGGGACAAAGACGAAGGAGGAAGAGUAUAGGAUGGAUGGCAGAGACCUAUAAGAGUGUGUGAGUGUGUAUCCGUCUGUGAUCGCUGCAGCUUACAGAGACUUCUUUAAUAGGAUUGACCCUCGUCUGUCUAAUCUGCCUCUGGCCAGCACAGCAGAAAGAGCAGCACACUAAUGAAAUGAGAGAUGAGGAAACGGGUGAUCAGAGAGAGUGUGUUCUUGCUCAGGAUGAACUGCAAGCACGGGCCAUUUGCUUUGGCCACCAAGUGGCUCUUUUCUCAUUUUCACUCAGGUUUUUGUCCAUCGUCAUCCAGAUCUCACUGUUAUGAGAGUCAUUUAUGCUAACUGAUUAAUAUCACUGUAUUUUUGGUUGUUGUUGUUUUGUUUUGUGUGUGUGUGUUGUGUAUGUGUGUAUGUGUGUAUGUGUUUCCGCCCUAAAGUAAAAAGAUGAUGAUUGCGUAAUCAAAUUGGCCAAAGGUUUAGCCAAUAUCUUUACCUAGGAUUUAAUUCCUUACUGAUAUAUUCAGUUUAACUUUUUUUUAAAGGCAUUAUGGAAAAAUGGUUUAAUAAGCAAGAGUCAUGUUCAUGUUCACAUUAACGAAGAAGACAAAAAAAAAAAUCAAACCAAAUCACUAGAAAGCAGAACCCAGUAUGUAAAAAUAAAUAGCUUUUCAUAGAACAAGGAUGAGCAAAUGAAACCUCUGGAACAACAGAUGGUUGGUUUUUUAAAUCCAUAUGCAUAUGAGGUAAGAUCUUAAUAAUGUGAUUAAUUUGUUCUUUUUUCUGUUUAUUCUGUCUGAAUGUUUUCUUUGUAAUCCCAUUAUCCAACACUACAUUUAUACUUAUCCAUAUAUAUUUAUAAAAUAAAGCUGUUUUAGUUGCUUGGCCUAUUAAAUCUUAUUAAAUAUAUUACAUAUCUUAAAUAUAUAAAGCUCAUGACAGAACCACCUGAUGUACAGUGUAACUGCAAUACACUAGUCCAUCAGUCUUUUAAUAUUCUGGCAAUGGAUGGAAAGAAGAAGAUAAAGGAACAUGCUACAUGGUGUUUGAAUGGCAGAUCAUGACAUUUUGGGGUUGGCACUUUAGCACUAAACUCAAGGCACUUUGUGGAUAAAAUGGAAAAGCCCUGAUUUAUUAAGGUGAGCCACAGACUGUGGUGCCAUUCAGCCCAUUUUCCAGCAUUGAAUCUAAGAAAAUGAGCAGAAAAUGUAGUUAACUAGCAAUGUGACAUUUAAACGUCCAAAUUAUAUUACAAAAUAGUGCAUUAUAUUGACUAUUCAUUGAGUCGCAAGGUUGUUGUUAUUAUUAUAGAUUAUUAUACUGAAAAACCUCAACUCAUUGUAUAUAUGCUGUGUGUAUGAAUACACAAAAAAGUUGCCAUUUUAUUAGGUACAACAAUCUAUUAAUGAAUAAACUGACAACUAAUUGAAUACUACAAUACAUUUUAUUUAUUUUUAGGACAACAUAUCACAACAUAGUCCAUUUCCAUAAUGGUAAAUUCAUCACAAAUGGUGGAGCCACUACACUCAAACUACAAAGACUGUGCAUAAAAAUUCAACGGUUCUUUUUAACAGCUCACAGCUAUGGUCUAAUGACUUUAACAGACCAGCUGUAACAUUAACUGAGAAGCUCAUCAUACAGUUACCUGAUUUCUAAAAUGUUUACAGGUAAAGGCUGUAAAGGCUGAGAAGGGCUUUAGAUUUCAUUUAGGAAAGUUUAUACUGCACUCCUGUGGCUAAGUCUGGUAUCACAACUUCUCCAUGAAAUGUAAUAAUAAUAAUAAUAAUAAUAAUAAUAAUAAUAAUGUAAUUACAAACAAGUCUUGAACCACAAAUUGAAGUUCUAUGUCAUUAUUGCUACUUAAUAUCACCAUUAUUUUAACUUCUUAAUGUUAUUUCAACAUAUUAUGUUAUUAAUUUGACUUAAUAUCUCAUUGUUUCAAGAGAGUAUGUUGUUUAAACUGAUAUUUUAAUUAAAACUUUACUUCCUUAAUUUCAAGAUAUUGUAUCAAUAUUUAUAGUGAUUAUCUCAUUUUUUUACUCAAUAGUUUGUUAUUGCAAUUUGUUUUUAAAUAAUGAUAUACUAUCUUGAAAUAACAAGAUCUUAUGUAUAAAUAAAUAAAUAAAUAAAUCUAAUUUGAUCCACACAUGUGAUGUUCAUAGCACACCACCAGGUGGCACCUUCUUCACCAGUGCUCUUGAUGUCAUGUCUAGUACACAUUCUUCUGCAUGUCACAACAUGCAAACUUUUUAGGCUUCAAAAUCUGAUUGUAUUGUGUCCUUGCCUUUGUUAACAACAUACAUACAUUUUCAGUAAUUAUAUUAGUAUAUAGUGUUAGCUAUAUAGUGUUAGUUCUUUUUGGUAUGGAAGCACAGUCUUGUUAACCUUGCCCUCCAACAGGACCCUAAACUCCAGUUUCUAGUCUAAUUCCUAUGUUAUACAACUCAUUAAUUGGCUUUCUGCCUCCAAAUGAAAGUCAGUGAUUUUGUAUGUUGGUUCAUUCAUGGCCCUCAUGCUAGCAUAGACUUUGGGAAAAACAGCAUCUUGGUCUGGUGGAGAAGCAAGAGGUAAGCAUUGUCACCAUCAGGCACAAGAUAACGCCCCAUUGUUCGAAUACACAUUCCAGCCAUGAGAGGAAUGUGACCUAUCUAAGAUAGGGAUCAGCAUGUCUAGAGAUGCCUGAACAACAUGAAAUGCUGCUAAGAUACCAUUUUAAGGCCUUGUGCCCUAUACCAUAUGCCUGAUAACUUUUCUAGUGGAAACUUCUUUUAUACUUUAGAAUUUAAGACAGCCAAAAAUUAUGCCCUCGUAAUGGUGCAUGCUUGAUUCCCCUUUGUGGAUCAAGACCUUUUCAUGGUGAAGGGCUGCUUCUGUGCACCUCAGAGCUGUACAUUGGGAACUUAAUUUUUCCAGCAGGAAGAAUUUCGUGAAUAGAUCUGAGGGGAGAGAUCAGUCGAAAAGCAAACCUAAUGACCCCCAUGAAAGAUACAAAAAAGAUUAUGUGUACCAUGCCCAGAUUAGGAUUCCCAGGACCAACCCCUGGAACCAGGCCUGGGGAGGUGUCUGCACGUGAGCGUCUGGUGACCAGCCACCCAUAUAAUUCAGUCAGGCUCAGUCCAAAAAGGUAAGAUGGAGCCACCUUGAGGCCUCCCCACUUGCAAGAUGAAAGGUGAGACUUGGGUACAAUGGCAGUCAGGAGGCAGGCAUGUGAUGGAAAUUAAUUGAUUUAGACCCUUGGAAUUGAAACUGGCUUUGAUGCUUUCUAAUUCUUCUUUUUCUUUUUACUAUUUUUACUAGCACCUGAUCACUGUGAGAACUAUUAAUAGUCUCCAAAUAGGAAGUAGUUUAUGACACAAUGACAUACAAAGUAAUUAGGUAAAAAAAAAAAAAAAGUCUGCAUAGGGGGAUCCCAC
This is a messenger RNA of Pangasianodon hypophthalmus (striped catfish), 7274 nucleotides long. RefSeq names its product guanylate cyclase 2F, retinal (gene gucy2f). Gene Ontology annotation, biological process: intracellular signal transduction; receptor guanylyl cyclase signaling pathway; cGMP biosynthetic process. NCBI's taxonomy places the organism in Eukaryota, Metazoa, Chordata, Actinopteri, Siluriformes, Pangasiidae. The coding region runs from base 528 to 3845 and encodes 1105 amino acids. The record is from RefSeq and is a predicted model, not a curated record. The transcript has 19 exons. Gene Ontology annotation, molecular function: protein kinase activity; ATP binding; peptide receptor activity.